AUGUAUUGGGUACUCAUCGGAUUCCACACGAAGUCCGACAGCACCAGGCGGGCCACGCGACAUCGCGCACGCGAUUUUCUCGCCACACUUGCGCUUCACGUCCGGUCGCGUUCAACAUUUCGUCAUAGACCACCACUUUCUGUACAUUACCCUUAUUCCAGAAAAGGACUAGAAGUACAUCCUGUGAGCUGGAGAGCCGAAAAGUCUGGAGAGACCGGGCCCGAUCAGCACGGUGAGCGCACGAUGCUUCAUCGACGAGGUCACAGAAUUCUGAAUAUUAUCAUAUCAAUAUGUGUGGUGGGAUUUUUUGUUGUUGUCCUAAAAGGGCCGUCGACUGAUAGUAUCCUGUUGGAAACGCCGUCGUUCCCUCUGCUUCCUGACGUGCAGCUGCGCGGAAUAAAAGAUUUAGAGGUUAAUUUAGUGAACGACACCAUAUCCGACUAUGAAGGGGAGAUGGAUCUAACGUCCUGGCCAUUUUUUGUGUACAUGUCAGGUUCCUACUCGAACAUGACCAUUACCGGUCAGGAGAUUGUUCUAUCAGUGGAUUUCUUGAACGAGAACUUCGAUCUUUUGAAUCUGGCGAGGUUCGGGCCAGUCGAGAAUGUUAAGGUUGUUAUUGUUGUGCAGGUUCACAAUCGUCCCAACUAUCUCGCUAACCUCAUUGAUUCCCUUCGUCAGACUAAGGGUAUUGAAGAAACCCUAUUGGUCUUCAGCCACGAUAUCAAUGUUUCACCUGUAAAUGAAUUGAUUAGAAAUAUAACAUUCGCUCGGGUGCUUCAAAUAUAUUAUCCGUUUAAUAUGCAAAUAUUCCCACAUGUUUUCCCAGGACAAGACCCAAGAGACUGUCCAGAGCGACUGGGAAAGGAAUCGGCACUUUCUUCAAAAUGUAAGAAUGCUGAACAUCCUGAUAAAUAUGGAAACUACCGAGUUGCAAAGAUUACGCAGAUCAAACACCAUUGGUGGUGGAAGAUGAACUACGUGUUUGAUGGUGUAUUUGAUCGUUACGGUCUUUCUAACGCGUGGGUUCUACUCCUUGAAGAAGACCACUAUGUAGUUCCAGACGCGCUGUACAUACUCACCGAUAUCAUACGAAAUAGGCAGAAAUACUGUGAGAAUUGUGAAAUAAUUGCACUGGGGUCCUAUCUCCAGUCUUUUUCACAGUACGGAUCGACCAUUGCAAACCUUGGCGCUCACCCGUGGUAUAGCUCAAGGCACAACAUGGGAAUGGCUUUCCGACGUGAAUCUUGGCUUAAAGUCAAAAAUUGUUCGGAACUUUUUUGCAAAUACGAUGACUAUAACUGGGAUUGGUCAUUAAUGCAGGUGGUUGCUAAGUGCCUUCCAAAGCCAUUUCGUGUGGUGUUCACCAAGAGUCCAAGAGUUAUUCAUAUUGGGGAUUGCGGUUUACAUACCCACAGAUGUAAUGCACACAACACCUACAUGUCUAUCCUUUCGAUAAUGGCAAAGCAUGCGGAUUUAUUGUUCCCAAGUCGGCUCACUGUGACGGAUGUACGUUAA
Messenger RNA from Angiostrongylus costaricensis, 1515 nucleotides. NCBI's taxonomy places the organism in Eukaryota, Metazoa, Nematoda, Chromadorea, Rhabditida, Metastrongylidae. The record is from the annotation of a GenBank genome assembly.